AUGGGUAACACCAGUAGCGUCCCCGGCCGCGAAUGCUUCAUGGCUGCGGUUGGAAAUGACCCUAACUUGGCCACAUUUCAAGGAGAUCUGUUUUACGAAUUCCGGGCAUCGCCAUCCUACAAUUUGGCUAUCCCGGUGUCUCCUAAGGUGAUCACAUUCCCCAAAACUACGGACCAGGUCGCCGAGAUUGUGCGCUGUGCCGUGAAGAAUGAAUAUCGGGUGCAGGCAUACAGUGGAGGUCACAGCUAUGGGAACUAUGGUCUGGGAGGAGCGGAUGGCCACGUCGUCGUCGACUUGAAACACAUCCAGAAUUUCUCCAUGGACACGGACACACACAUCGCCACGAUUGGGGCCGGUACACACCUGGGCGAUCUUCAAGACCGUCUUAUGCAUGCAGGUGGCAGAGCGAUAGCGCAUGGGGCCUGUCCGCAGGUUGGCGUUGGUGGUCAUUUUACCAUUGGUGGUCAGGGUGUCAUGUCGCGACAAUGGGGGCUUGCGCUGGACCAUGUGGUGGAGGCUGAAGUGGUCCUGGCGAAUUCCAGCGUGGUGACAGCUUCUGACACCCAUAAUCAAGAUUUGUUUUGGGCUGUCAAGGGUGCGGGUGCCAGCUUCGGCAUUGUCACUCAGUUCAAAAUUCGCACUCAUGAGAUUCCGAAGGCUGCUGUCCAAUACACCUUCACGUUCGGCCAAGGAGAUGUACUUGACAGGGUGAAAUUAUUCCAAGCUUGGCAGUCCCUCCUUGCAAAGCCGAAUCUCACGCGCAAGUAUUCUUCCGAGCUUAUAGCCUUUCAGGGUGGUAUCUCGAUCAUGGGAAGUUACAUGGGUACCAAAGAGGAAUUUCAGCAAUUUCAGCAGGAAAACGAUCUCCCAGUUCAGAACCCGGCAAAAGUGGUAUAUGUCACCGACUGGCUCGCCAUGGUGGCUCAUACUGCUGAAAGUUAUCUGGUUUCGCUCGGUGGCGGCAUUCUCACUUCGUUCUACUCGAAGUCGCUAUCUUUCACAGCUGACCAGCUGUUAACUCAACGUGACCUAGUCGCCCUGUUCACCUACCUUGACAGCGCACCCAAGGGUACGGAGACCUGGUGGAUCAUCUUCGACAUAGAGGGCGGUGCAAUCAACGACGUUCCCAUGAAUGCGACAGCUUAUGUUCACCGUGAUGCUCUCAUAUGGAUGCAAUCCUAUGUAAUUUUCGGGCUUCAGCCCCCUGGUUCCAUAUCCAGGAGAUUCCUCAAUGGCUUACAUGAUGUUAUACAUGCAAAGCGUCCGGCGAGUCCUGGGCGUGCCUAUCCGGGAUAUGUUGAUCCUUAUCUGAAGAACGGCCAGUUGGCUUACUGGGGAUCCAAUCUUGAACGACUUCAACACAUCAAGACUCGUGUCGAUCCGUGGGAUAUUUUCCAUAAUCCGCAAAGUGUGCCUGUGAAUCCCGCUCUCGAUUAG
Messenger RNA from Penicillium bovifimosum, 1437 nucleotides. Its product is annotated as FAD-binding oxidoreductase. The record is from RefSeq and is a predicted model, not a curated record. Gene Ontology annotation, molecular function: FAD binding; oxidoreductase activity. Lineage: Eukaryota; Fungi; Ascomycota; Eurotiomycetes; Eurotiales; Aspergillaceae. Bases 1 to 1437 code for a protein of 478 amino acids. The transcript has 2 exons.